Messenger RNA from Ilex paraguariensis (yerba mate), 258 nucleotides. The record is from the annotation of a GenBank genome assembly. Lineage: Eukaryota; Viridiplantae; Streptophyta; Magnoliopsida; Aquifoliales; Aquifoliaceae.
AUGUCAUUCACAGGAACACUGGACAAAUGCAAGGCUUGUGAUAAGACUGUAUAUUUUGUUGAUUUGUUGUCUGCUGAUGGUACAACUUACCACAAAGCAUGUUUCAAAUGCAGCCACUGCAAAGGAACUCUGGUGAUGAGCAACUACUCCUCCAUGGAUGGAGUCCUCUUCUGCAAAACUCAUUUUGAACAGCUCUUUAAAGAAUCUGGAAAUUUCAGCAAGAACUUUCAAACUUGUAGGACCCACCCUUCUCAUUGA